GCUGAGCUGGAGGCCACACUCCUGGCAUGCCACCAAGUUCAGUGACGGUGCCCCAGAGUCCAUGGCCACUCCAUUCUCUGCAGCAGGCACCUGCCCGUCCUGGCACGUCCGGCAUCACGUGAGCUCGUCUUCCCAUGACCUGUCUGGCACAUGGGAGCAGACCAACUUGCAGCGCACCUCUGACCACUUCAGCUCCCUGGGGAGUGUCGAUAGCUUGGACCCUCCUGCCCAACCCUGCCCCUCUGGCCGCCUGUCAGCUGCCAAGUCAAACAGCAGCAUCGACCACUUGGGGGGCCCUAGCAAGCGUGAUUCGGCCUAUGGCUCCUUCUCCACCAGCUCCAGCACGCCGGACCACACGCUACCCAGGGCGGAUGGCUCCUCCACAGAGAACCUGCUGUACAAGGUGGGGCUGUGGGAGAGCUCGAGACCAGGCAGCGGCAACAGGCAUCCCUCGCUGAGCGGUGACCUGACUCAUGGCCUGGAGGAGCGACUCGCCCAUCUGCCUGCCGGCCACCACCAUGAGAGCAGCAAAAGCCCCAGACAGGAGGGCAGCCCAGAGCCGAAGGCCCCGGCCAGGUCCAACUUCGGGCCCAUCUGGUAUGUCCCUGACAAGAAGAAGGCCCCUGCCUCGCCCCCACCUCCCCCCCCACCUCUGCGCAGUGACAGCUUUGCUGCCACCAAGGGCCGUGAGAAGUCCCCAGGGUCCCCGUACUCAGAGGUGGCCACUGCCCCACCCCGGGGCACACCAUUGACUGAAUGGAGAGCGGACCCCACAGAUGCACUGCAACAGCUGGCACGGGCCGGAGACAGGAGGUGGUCUGGCAACUGUGGCCACCCUGUGGACCUGCCUCUGGAAGGGCGCUGGCCUGACGGCCGGGUGGGUGGCCUCCUCAGGGGCCCCAGUGGGCUGCAGGGCUCACUGUCCAGCUGCGACCUGCGCUUUGCCCAGCCCCCCUAUGGCCACCAGCACCCUCGCCAGUGCAGUGAUGAGAGCCCCUUCCUCCAUGAGGGCCCCAGACCCCCUGUUUCCCCCAGGGUGCUGCAGCGCGUGCCCUUCCUGGGGGAGGCCCGGGAGCUUCUCCCUGAUCACUUCCAGGACGAUGGCGGCUCUGCCAAGACCAGGUGGCUGGGCACCACCGACCAGAAGGUGGAGGGUGCUGGACAGGGCCGCUAUUGCAGCGCCAGCCCCAGGCGGCCUGGCCCGCUGAGUGAAGAGUACUGGCGGUGCCCGGCCCCCCACCCGCAGGGCCCAAAACAGCUGUGCUCCCUACCUCAGCAUGGCAACCCCAGCGAGAGAGAGCCUUGGGACUCCGCCGAGAGGGGUGGGCAGGGUUUACCCUUGGGAGCUGACGAGUCCCCCCAGACCAGCCAUGUGGAGAAAGCCAGCCCCAUGAGAGCAGCAGACAGUGACUCCCAGUGGGGGCACGGAGAGAGCAGCAAGAUCUCGCCACAGAACACGCCCAUGCUGCACUCCUUGACCCAAGAAGGGAGGAAGGUCCGUACAGGGCACCACCAGGAUGGCGGCUCAGGAGACCCCCACACGGGUGGCCUGGGGAAGCCACGCCCCUUUGACGCCCAGGUAGGGAAGCCAAUUCGGAGAAGCGACCGCUUUGCCACCACGCUGAGGAAUGAGAUCCAGAUGCGGCGAGCCAGGCUGCAGAAGAGCAAGAGCUCGGUGACUCUGGCGGGGACUGGAGAGGCCGAGGAGGACCCCGCUGGCUGGAGGGCCGAGCUGGGGGCAGCCCCUGGCACCCCUCCAGAAGGCUCCUUCACCAACACCUACAAAGACCACCUGAAAGAGGCCCAAGCCAGGGUCCUGAGGGCCACGUCUUUCAAGCGUCGAGACUUGGACCCCAGCCCAGGUGAACCUUUCCCAGUGACCUCAGAGCGCAGGCCUGAGAACCACGGCGCCUCAGCUCUGAACCCCUUGGGGCUGGACUCUGACCCCCACUUCCUGGAGGAAGGCUCGUCCAAGCCGUCUUUGCCUGGAGGCGCUGCUGUGCCCCACGUCCCCCGCAUCGGGGGCCGCAGACGCUUCACGGUGGAACAGAAGCUGAAAUCGUACUCAGAGCCCGAGAAGAUGCACCAGGUGGGGCUCUCGGGGCACUGCCGACCUCGCCAGCGCCCAGAGCCAGCCGAGGACACGGUGGGCACGUUUGCUGACAGGUGGAAGUUUUUUGAGGAGACCAGCAGGCCUGUGCCCCAGCGGCCGGGGCGGAGACAGGCCCCGAGUGGGCUCUCCCGAGAGAAGGCAGAGCGGCAGCAGACAGCUGGUCAGGGGUUCGAGGGCGAGGAGACCUGGCUACGCACGAGGGCGCGCACCACCUCCUUUGGGGAAAGCGCCAGCUCUUGCAGGAAAGCAGGAAAAGGCGAGAUAGCUGACCCGUCCCCCCAGAGACUCGGCACGUUUGCGGAGUAUCAGGCCUCCUGGAAGGAGCAGCGGAAGCCUGUGGAAGCCAGGGGCUCCAGCCGGUACCACUCCGCCGACGACAUCCUGGAUGUGGGGCUGAACCAGCGCGAGAGGGCACAGUACCUGCACGAGAGGUCCAGGUCGUCGCCAUCCACAGAGCACUACACCGAGGGAGUGUCUGUGGAGGCCCAGAGGCCGGCUGAGGACCCCGCAGAGCACGGAGAGCCCAGCACCCCUGCCCAGCCAGCCCAGGAGGACAGCUCCACUCUGGGAGUGGCCAGCACACAGCAUCAGGAAAAUAGUCCCUCAACAAGCGUGGAGCUGCCACAUCCGUGUGCAAAGGACCAGUCUCCACCAGCUGCAGCCAGAGCUCCCCCACUGGACGCCCCCGAGAAAGGCCGGUGCCGAGCCGGGACACUGCCCCGCGACUAUCGCUACCCAGUGGAAGUGGAAAGCCCAGCUGACCUGCACCCACCACCCCGAAACUUGGGACCCCCUGCCCCCAGCGUUCCCUCAUCCCUGCCUGACAGAGAAAGGGACACCAGGCUGUCGAGUGCUUCCUCUGUCACGAAGCGGCUGGCCCCACUGCAGUCCCCACCACCCAAGCACGAGCCCCGGAGGUCUAAGGGGCAAGACACCACGGGGGACACCGCGGAGGGGGCUGUGCCUGCAGCCGAGGCACUGCCACCCAACCCCGUGGCCCUGGACGUGGACCGGCUGCCCCUCUUCCAGAGCCCUCCCACCCUCUCCCGGCCCCACUGUGCCCCACCGGCUGCACCCUGUGAGCAUGACCGCCCACGAAUGAAUGCUGAGCAGGCCUGGCAGCCACCAGCAGCCACCAUGGAGACCUCGCGCUCCCCAUCCCCUCAGUUUGCGCCCCAGAAGCUGACCGACAAGCCCCCACUGCUCAUCCAGGAUGAGAGCGCCACCAGGAUCGAGCGGGUGAUGGACAAUAACACGACGGUGAAGAUGGUGCCCAUCAAGAUCGUGCACUCGGAGAGCCAGCCCGAAAAGGAGAGCCGCCAGGGCCUGGCACGACCCACUGAGCCGCCCGCCCUACCCACCGGGCUGGGGCGCGACCAGAUCAAGACGCUGAGCUCGGGGGGCAACUCGUACUCCCGCUUCUGCGUGUACACACGGCAGGGUGCGGAGCCUGGGGAGCCCUCUCGCAGCCAGCCCCCCGCCCCCGAGAGCCGUGCCUCGCCUGCAGGGCUGGGCUAUGGGAAGGGCCGAGAGAAGACGGAGGAGGACCUCAAAUCCGAGGAGCUGGCCCGCGAGAUCGUCGGCAAGGACCGCUCCCUGGCUGACGUCCUGGACCCCAGCGUGAAGAUGAAGACCACCAUGGACCUGAUGGGGGGCAUCUUCCCCAAGGCUGAGCUUCUCCUGGAAGAGGCCCAGCAGCGGAGAAAGCUGCACCCCAAAGCACCCUCCCCUCGGACCCUGGAGGAGGACAAGAAAGAGGAGUCGGGUGCAGCGACGACCCUGUCCCUGACCACCAACUCCAUAUACUACAGCACUUCUGCCGCCAAGGCAGAGAUGCUGCUCAAGAUGAAGGACCUGCAGGGGCAGCAGCAAGCCGAGGAGGACACAGCCAGCGACCUGGACCAUGACCUUGCUGUGAAAAAGGAGCUCAUCAGCAGCAUUGGACGCAAGCUUCAGGUACUGCGGGAGGCCCGGAAGGCCCUGCUGGAGGACAUCCAGGCCAACAACGCACUCGGGGACGAGAUGGAGGCCAUCGCCAAGGAUGUCUGCAAGCCCAAUGAGUUCGACAAGUUCCGCAUGUUCGUUGGGGACCUGGACAAAGUGGUCAACCUUCUGCUGUCCCUGUCAGGCCGCCUGGCACGCGUGGAGAACGCGCUCAAUAACCUGGAUGACAAUGCUGCUCCUGGCGACCGGCAGUCGCUGCUGGAGAAGCAGAGGGUCCUGACCCAGCAGCAUGCCGAUGCCAAGGAGCUCAAGGAGAACCUGGACCGGCGGGAGCGCAUCGUGUCCGACAUCCUGGCCAGCUACCUCAGCGAGGACAGCCUGGCGGACCACAAGCACUUUGUGAAGAUGAAGUCGGCCCUCAUCAUCGAGCAGCGGGAGCUGGAGGACAAGAUCCACCUGGGCGAGGAGCAGCUCAAGUGCCUGCUGGACAGCCUGCCACCGGAGCGCGCCAAGUAGGGGCCGGCGGUGGCGGCGGCGGACGGGGACAGGCCAGCCCGGUGCCACCCCGGACAGAGCACCCCGCAAGGCGAAUCUGAGGAAAGCAAUACGCCCUUGUCUGCCGGGUGCUUUAUCUCACUGUUCCAUUCCCCAGGGCACUGUGGGUGCCCGGAGUUCCGUCUGUUGUCCCCUGGUCUUCAGAUGUUGUGCUGACUACUGGGGGCUCCCGGGACGAUUGCCGUCCCAGCCUGUCACUUGGGGGCACAGUCACCACAUGGGUUUUGUCCCUGCCCCAGCAGUGGCAUGCGCGCAAGCCGCACUCCUCUCUUACGGAGCUCGCUCCACCCAGCACCACUGCGCGAUGCUAAUGAAAACGUACAGCUGCACGGGGCGGGUCAUAUCCUAUUGGUUAAAGCCAGCUGUGAAACAAACAGCUGUUCUUACUCCGACAGAAGUCCCUGGGCAAUGCGGUGGCGCAGGCGCACGCACUCACGGCCCAGCGCACACAGGUGCACAGCAGACAGGUAGCCGGGGUGCUCCCCGCGGUCAGGCACAAUUCAGAGGCCGUUUCCCGCCAAGCUAAUUACCUGUGUGUGUCUAGUGUUAAUGUGCUUGUUGGAUCUUUCUUUCAGGAGACCAAGUUAAUACGUUUAAAUUAUGUCCCAGCCCUCUGUUCCGUGUGUGGCUGCUUCCCUGAGUUUUGUUGCUUCCCCAUACCUGUGACCUUGCUCUUAGAGAACAUUCCUUUGCUGGUCGGAACCACCCUCUGGUCUCCAGGGGGCCGUCCUGUGAGUCCAACCAGCACUAAACUCCGUCUUGCUUUGCCACAGCCCUGAGAGGCUGGGUACCCCCUCGGAUUGCUGGCAAUGCCGGGAUUCCAGAGCGAGUUUUAAAGUGGAAACACUACAGCCUGACCCUGCUUCCCAAUUGAGAAGCCACAGUUGCAGGAACAAACAUGCAAACUGCAGUCUGACAGGACUUGUCUCCGGAGAGUGUCAGGAAUGCUCCAGGUGCAGCAGUAAAAACACAAAGGGCCCAACCAGAAAAUGGGCGGAAGACUUGAACAGGCCUUCACCAAAGAGCACACACGCACGGCUGAUGCACAGAGAAAGACUUUCAGCUUCCUAGAGGUGGAGCCUCCUGAUAUCAUCUCACGAUUGUAGAGUGAUGUGUUUCUUCAGAAGAUUCCAUCCAGUUAAAUGCAUGGUUCACAGUGAUUGAGUCCCUGGGAUCCCUUCUUGUGUAAGUGAUAUUAGGACAUUGAUUAUAUAGUAAGGGAUCAUUUUAGUCACAGCCUGAUUUGCAUAAACAAGGUGACCAGCAGGUGGGUUGGCACCCAUGGGUCCGCAAUGAGCACAGCCUUACCAAAGCACACGGCAGUUGUAAGGGGCAGGAAUGGACACUGUGCCUGCCGCUGGCUGUGGGCUGACAUGAGCAGCCCCUACCUGGGCGCCUCGGGGAAGGUGAGCACCUGCCAGUCCCUUUACAGCUGCAGCAGCAGCAGCCUCCCGGGUCAGAAAGCCGCAUGCUCUUUCACGUGUUGGCAUUGCCUCCAAGUCAGCACUUAAAUCACUUGCUGUGUGACCUGGUCAUAUACUGAGAGAUGGAGUCAACUGUCCCCAAGCUCCAGUCUCUCCAGAGCAGACACGAGCUAGGUGAGGACAAAACUUGGAACCUUCCACCUGUGACACCCCCCCACCCAAGUCCCCCAACCCAUGUGGUAUUGUUACCAUCCUGACAUUGUGUGUAAACUGUGAGUAAUAGAAUCUCUUUUUGUCUCCAGCCUUCUGAUUUUAUUUUAUAUAUAUAGCAAUAUAGCCGGCUGUAUUAUCCUCUUUCCAAAGCACAUUUCAUCACCAGCGCCCUGUCCCUCCCACUCAGUGCCACAUCGAUGUCUGGUCGGGGCCCAGAGAUUCCCGGGAGUCGAGGUUGAUACUCUGUAUAUACUUCUAACCUUGCAAAUACCAACCAUCUGGUGCUCGGGCCUCUCCCGGCUUCCUGGAGCAGGGCAGCUCCUCAGUUCCAUGUGUCCGAGCUUACUGGGGAGCCUCCUCUGAGCGAAGUUUCCCUCUGGAAAUUGCCUCAGCGUUCUGCAGCCCACAGUGUGGACAACGUGAACAAAUUUCAUGCUUGACACUUGCCAUGUCCCUAUCAACAGAUUCUCUUGCCUGAUUGUAACAAAGUAAUAAAUUGUUGGUGUGAA
Molecule: messenger RNA, 6758 nt
Organism: Echinops telfairi (small Madagascar hedgehog)
Lineage: Eukaryota; Metazoa; Chordata; Mammalia; Afrosoricida; Tenrecidae
Gene: SHROOM2
Product: shroom family member 2
Exons: 8
Coding region: 62-4573 (1503 amino acids)
Biological process (GO): actin filament organization
Cellular component (GO): adherens junction; apical plasma membrane; cortical actin cytoskeleton
Molecular function (GO): actin filament binding
Source: RefSeq, a predicted model, not a curated record